This is a messenger RNA of Purpureocillium lilacinum, 2730 nucleotides long. NCBI's taxonomy places the organism in Eukaryota, Fungi, Ascomycota, Sordariomycetes, Hypocreales, Ophiocordycipitaceae. The record is from RefSeq and is a predicted model, not a curated record.
AUGGCGUCGACGGGACGUGGAAAGAGCUCACAGAUAACGGUACAAACCGUUCUUGGUCCUUUCACCGUCGUUCGGGAGAUCGCCUCCGUUACAACUGCAGUAGCCCAUGGCGAUCUCACUGAGAAGAUUGAACGGCCAGCAAAGGGUGAGAUCUUCGAACUACAGCAAACGAUCAACAAGAUGGUCGGCCAACUACAAACAUUUGCUUCAGAGGUCACUCGUGUGGCCAGAGAUGUUGGCACUGAAGGUAUCCUUGGCGGGCAGGCCGACGUGGCUGGAGUGCAGGGCAUGUGGAACGAUCUGACCGUCAACGUCAACGCCAUGGCCGACAACUUAACCACCCAGGUCCGCGACAUCAUAAAAAGUAACCACUGCCGUGGAGAAAUAUUCGAUCUCAAAUCUACCAUCAACUCCAUGGUCGAUCUGCUCCAGCAGUUUGCUCGAGAAGUAACAAAGAUUAGUAGGGAACGUGGAGAAAUCCUCACGGAGAACGUCAACUACAUGGCCAUGAACCUGACCACACAAGUACGCGAAAUCGCCAAAGUAACUACUGCUGUAGCCAACGGAGAUCUCACCAAGAAGAUCAGUGUGGAAGCUAAGGGAGAGAUCCUCGAGCUGAAGAACACGAUCAACCAGAUGGUGGAUCGCUUGGGCGCGUUCGCAUCCGAAGUAAGCAAAGUUGCUCGCGAGGUUGGAAUCGAAGUUACCCUCGGCGGGCAGGCGCAAGUCUUGAACCUGGAGGGAAAGUGGAAAGCCUUGACCGAGAACGUCAAUACUAUGGCUUCGAACCUCACCCUGCAGGUGAGAAGUAUUUCUACGGUCACACAGGCCAUCGCCAACGGAGACAUGAGCCAAACGAUAGAGGUCGAAGCCAACGGAGAGAUUCAAGUGUUGAAGGAGACAAUUAACAAUAUGGUUGGACGCCUAUCAAGCUUCUGCUAUGAGGUGCAGCGAGUUGCUAAAGAUGUUGGACUCGGCGGGAAAAUGGGAGCACAGGCGGAUGUUGUCGGCCUCGACGGACGCUGGAAAGAGAUCACCACCGAUGUCAACACAAUGGCUAGCAAUCUAGUAGGUUACCUGGAUGCGCCGACAACCCAAGUGCGAGCAUUUUCCGACAUCACAAAUUUGGCAACCGACGGCGACUUCAGCAAGCUUGUGGAUGUGGAAGCGUCUGGCGAGAUGGAUGAGCUGAAACGCAAGAUCAAUCAGAUGAUUUCUAAUCUCAGAGACAGCAUUCAGAGGAACACUCAAGCUCGCGCAGCAGCGGAAUUGGCGAGUAAAACCAAGUCAGAGUUCUUGGCUAAUAUGUCACACGAGAUUCGGACCCCCAUGAACGGCAUCAUCGGCAUGACUCAGUUAGCGCUUGACACCGACUUGACGCAGUACCAGCGGGAGAUGCUCAACAUCGUGAAAAGUCUAGCAAAUAGUCUCUUGACGAUAAAUGACGAUAUCCUGGACCUGUCCAAAAUCGAAGCUAGGAGGAUGGUGCUGGAGGAGAUACCAUACACACUGCGGGGGACUGUUUUCAACGCCCUGAAAACGUUAGCUGUCAAAGCCAACGAGAAAUACCUGGACCUUACCUUCAAGGUGGACAGCUCAAUUCCCGAUUACGUCGUUGGCGACUCGUUCCGCCUUAGGCAAAUCAUCAUGAACCUGGUAGGCAAUGCCAUCAAGUUUACUGAGCAUGGACAGGUCAGCCUUACCACCAGAGAAGACGCGGGAUUGUCUCGAAUUGAGUCCGACAAAUUGGACCACAUUUUUGGCACAUUUCAGCAGGCCGAUGGCUCCAUGACACGCAAAUUCGGUGGUACAGGUCUCGGCCUCUCGAUCUCCAAAAGGCUCGUUAAUCUUAUGGGAGGGGAUAUUUCUGUUAGCAGCGAAGCUGGAAAGCGAAGCCGGUUCUGCUUCAACUGCAAAGUGAGGCGCGCCUCUGGUGCUACGGAGUUCAUCCAGAAACAGUUGCAGCCCUAUCACGGUCAUCGGGUCCUUCUGAUCGACAGGGCGCUCCCUCAUCCGGCCACCGAAACUGAGGGAAUGCUCAAGGAGCUCGGCUUGCGGCCAGUCACUUUGAGCCUGAGGAAUUCGUCUGUCGUUUCUCCCGUGAAGGCGUGCAAUGCAGUGCCUGACGACUGCGACGCCAUUCUUGAGGACUCGAUUGAUACAGCGCGGAGUUUCAGGGCCCUGGACGAGUUUAAAGACUUGCCCGUUGUUUUAUUGGCACCAGUGGUUCACGUCAACCUUAAAACUUGCCUGGAACUGGGGAUCACCUCAUACAUUACAACGCCAUGUCAGCUGGUCGACUUGGGUACCAGUAUGAUCCCUGCACUUGAGAAUAGGGUCACACCAAUUAUUGCUGAGAAUACAAGGAGACUGGAGAUCCUUCUGGCCGAGGAUGACACGAUCAAUCAGAGGCUUGCUGUGAAAAUACUGCAGAAAUAUCGCCACACCGUCACAGUGACGGAUUGGAGGCAGUGGAACCGUUCCCAACCCAAAUUGCUCUUACGGUGUCUGACGGCGCCAAAGGGCGGAUUUGAAGCCACCACAGUGAUUCGCGACUAUGAAAAGAGCAGAGGAGCGCGGAAGACGCCUAUAAUCGCAUUGACGGCGCAUGCAAUGAUUGGCGACAGGGAGAAGUGCAUGCAAGGGCAGAUGGAUGAGUUUUUGUCCAAGCCGUUACAACAAAAGCAGCUUUUAGAGACGAUUUUGGCGUGCGUAAACGUGUCAGAAUAG